Messenger RNA from Trifolium pratense (red clover), 3946 nucleotides. Its product is annotated as DNA polymerase I A, chloroplastic/mitochondrial-like. Bases 302 to 3514 code for a protein of 1070 amino acids. Gene Ontology annotation, biological process: DNA-templated DNA replication; double-strand break repair. NCBI's taxonomy places the organism in Eukaryota, Viridiplantae, Streptophyta, Magnoliopsida, Fabales, Fabaceae. The record is from RefSeq and is a predicted model, not a curated record. Gene Ontology annotation, molecular function: DNA-directed DNA polymerase activity; DNA binding; 3'-5' exonuclease activity. The transcript is spliced from 12 exons.
GCCCUUUCCGUUCACUCCAUUUUACCGCAGUCUCACUCACAGCUUCAUACUCUGCAAAGAAUAUUCAUUCGUUAUUCAAAGUUGCAGCAGCAUCAGCAUCAUCAGGGUUUAUGGUUUUGUCUCUCUUUCUCAAUCUUUCACUCUACUAUUCUCUCAUGGAUUCUCUCUCCAAUGCUUCACUACUCAAAUAACCCCUUCAAAAACCCCUUUUUCUAUUUUCCCUUUUUGCCACUCCUUCAACCAAAAAACCUUCCUUUUUUACACUUCAAAGCUGGGGAGAUUAUUGGGUUUGUUUUCAGCCAUGUGGGUCUCUUCUCAUAGUGCCACUCCUUUUAGGUCACCUUACUAUUGUUCCUCUUGUUUGUCUUUUUCUAACUCUUCUUCUAAACCAUUUCGUUUUCAUCUGGCUUCUUUGUCUUUUUUUGCUUCAUAUGGAUCACCUCAACACAGCAGAAGAAAAAUGAAACCAAUCCAGAUUGCCAACAAUGUCCUCCUACAUAGCAGUUUGUCAAGUAAUUCCCUUCAAUUUAGAGAAGGUUCACAGCGUCAAAAGCGAAUAUCUUUUGGGUUGAAUAAAUGCAAUGACAUGGAGUACCGUCGAAAUUCUCCAGUACAUAUUUCAGUUAUGAAAUUUUCAACAAGACGGGAAAAAGAUCUGAGUUCGUUGAGUUCCUUUGGCAAAAAAAUGAGGGCGAUGGAACGUUUGGCCUCUUUGGGUAACAGAUUGUACAAAAAACAUCCUACAAAAUUACGUGGUAAUAAAACUGGCUGGAACGCGGCUAGGGAUUCAUUGGCUCAAACAAAAGUGGAAAUGCAUGAUCCGGACAACAGUAGUUUGUAUCCAUCCAAUACAAAUACAACUGCUUCUUUUAUUGGUCAGGAACAGGCUAUUUCUAGGAAAACGGAAAACAAUGUUAUGCUACAGGAUCUACGUGAACCUGCCUCAUCUUCUGAUCAACAAUCUAUGUUACAAAACUCAAAGGUAUCGAUAGACACCGGAAGACUUGGCACCAAGUCAAAUGCAUCUUCGUUAAAUAUCAGUGAAGAGAAAGUUGAUGCAGUUAAUGGCAAUCACCGUUUGGCUACAACUGCAAAAAAAGCAACUAACGCAAAAUUUACUGUUACAAUGACACGCAGUGAUGAACAAUCAAAACUUCGGGAAAGGCUCUGUAGUAUCUAUGAAAACACAUUGGUUGUCGACAAUCUUUCUCUUGCAGAGGAAGUAGCUAAGAUGCUUACAGUAAAUUACAGGCAUCUUAUUCAUGCAUGUGAUACUGAGGUAUCCAAGAUAGAUGUCAAAAAAGAAACACCUAUAGAUCAUGGGGAGAUAAUAUGCUUCAGCAUUUAUUCGGGUCCAGAAGCUGAUUUUGGAGGUGGGAAGUCAUGUAUCUGGGUAGAUGUUCUUGAUGGCGGAGGCAAAGAGAUUUUAAAUAAGUUUGCCGAUUUUUUUCAAGAUCCGUCGAUAAAAAAGGUCUGGCAUAACUAUAGUUUCGACUGUCAUGUUAUACAAAACUACGGAUUUAAGUUGUCUGGAUUUCAUGCUGAUACAAUGCACAUGGCACGCCUAUGGGAUUCAUCAAGACGUUGGGUUGGCGGUUAUUCUCUUGAAGCACUAUCUGCUGACCAAAAGGUCAUGUCUAGGGCUAAGCUGAACUGUGAAAAGGAUUUGAUUGGUAAGGUGUCUAUGGCAACUAUAUUUGGUCAGAAAAAGGCGAAGAAAGAUGGAUCUUUGGGUAAAAUGGUUACCAUUGCUCCUGUUGAAGAAUUGCAAAGACAUGAGCGUAUACCUUGGAUAUGUUAUUCUGCCUUAGAUGCUAGAAGCACUCUGAAGCUUUAUGAGAGCCUAAAGAGUCAUCUGUCAGAUUUACCUUGGAAACUUGAUGGAGAACUUUUACGCGAAAACAUGUUCGAUUUUUACGAGAAUUAUUUGCAGCCAUUUGGCGAGCUUCUUGUCAAAAUGGAGUCUGAGGGUAUGCUAGUUGAUCGGUCGUAUCUUCAAGACAUAGAAAAGGUGGCCAAAGCAGAGCAACAGGCAGCUGUUAAUAGAUUCCGAAAAUGGGCUUGUAAAUAUUGUCCUGAUGCCAAGUAUAUGAAUGUUGGAAGCGAUGCACAGUUACGAGUACUGCUUUUUGGUGGCACUUUGAACAGAAAAAACCAAAAUGAGGCAAUUCCAACGGAGAAGAUUUUCAAAGUUCCCAAUGUUGAUGGAGUGAUUGAAAAGGGAAAAAAGACUCCCUCAAAAUUACGUGACAUUAAGUUGAAUAGCAUUGGAUAUAGACUGAACGUUGACAUAUACACACCUAGUGGCUGGCCCUCAGUUAGUGGUGCCGUUUUAAAGGCCCUGGCUGGCAAAGUUUCUGCUGAAUAUGACUUUAGUGAGGUUGAGGAUGAGGAUGAAGAUCCUUCUGAAUGUGAAGAUGAACCUUUAGAAAUAGACAAUUCUGCUUAUGGAACAGCAUUUACUGCUUUUCCAACAGAGGAAGAAGGGAGAGAAGCUUGUCAUGCAAUUGCUGCUUUAUGUGAAGUCUGUUCUAUUGACUCUUUGAUUGCUAACUUCAUCCUUCCCCUGCAGGGACAUAAUAUAUCUGGAAAGGAUCAGCGUGUUCAUUGCUCCAUAAAUAUCAACACAGAGACUGGACGCUUGUCGGCAAGAAGACCAAGUUUGCAGAAUCAACCAGCUUUGGAAAAAGACCGAUACAAAAUCCGUCAAGCAUUCAUUGCUGCUCCUGGAAAUUCUCUUAUAGUUGCUGAUUAUGGACAGUUGGAACUUAGGAUACUUGCACAUCUUACUAAUUGUAAGAGCAUGUUGGAAGCCUUUGAAGCUGGUGGAGAUUUCCAUUCCAGAACUGCAAUGAAUAUGUACCCGUAUAUUCGUCAAGCGGUUGAUAAUAAGGAAGUGCUUCUUGAAUGGCAUCCUCAGCCUGGUGAAGACAAACCCCCUGUUCCUCUCCUGAAGGAUGCAUUUGCUUCUGAAAGAAGAAAAGCCAAAAUGCUGAACUUUUCAAUUGCAUAUGGAAAGACUCCACAGGGCCUUUCUAAGGAUUGGAAGGUUUCUGUGAAAGAAGCUAAGAAUACAGUUGACCUCUGGUAUAACGAUAGAAAAGAAGUUUUGAGAUGGCAACAGAAACGUAAAAAAGAAGCUUUAGAACAUGGAUAUGUUUCCACAUUACUAGGGCGAUCCCGGCGGUUCCAUGAUGUAUUCCAAGGUCAUAGCUAUUACAAAGGUCACAUUGAACGGGCUGCUAUUAAUACUCCAGUGCAGGGAAGUGCAGCUGAUGUUGCCAUGCUUGCCAUGUUAGAAAUAUCAAAAAAUAAACAGUUGAAGGAGCUUGGAUGGAAGUUACUUCUCCAGGUUCAUGAUGAAGUCAUAUUGGAAGGACCAACAGAGUCAGCUGAGGUUGCAAAGGCGAUAGUUGUUGACUGCAUGUCAAACCCCUUUAAUGGCAAAAAUAUUCUCAGAGUUGGUCUCACUGUGGAUGCCAAGUGUGCACAAAACUGGUACGCCGCAAAAUAAAACAACAAAUCUUUGCGCCGUGCUGUGAUGGGAUAGUUUUGCACCCUUGGUUUCAUACAAAGGCCGUGGAUGGAUUUGGGAGAGAUGUUUUCUCAUUCAGAUUGAGUAUAUUGACUGUACAGUUUCUCGUGACUAAUCAAAAGAGGCUGCAACGUGGGGUGCCUUCUGUUUGCAUGGAAAAAAUAAUGUCCUUCCGAUGUAAUGUUAUCCUCCUUCGUUUCUAGAGGUCUUAUGCGAAUGGUUUCAUUGUGAAUGUUUUGGUGUAUAUAAUUUAUAAUUAUGGAGAAGACCAAAAAUCAAUAGUGUCAGCAUUUGACUGCAUUUGUUAGGUCUAGUAACGCUCUUUAAGCAACUGUGAUAUUUUGUGAGUGGGUGUGCAUUAGCAUUACCCUUUGUAUUAUUGUAUAUAAAAUGAAAUCUGUUCAAUGUUCA